UGGCAGAGAGGGGUGGAGGCCAGUGGAGGGAUUGGCAGAGAGGGGUGGAGGCCAGUGGAGGGAUUGGCAGAGAGGGAUGGCAGAUAUGGAACGAUUACAUUCAUGAUAGAGUGAAGAGGGGAUAGCCUGCGAUGAGGUUGGCCAAUGAGGAGGGAGAUACAAUAGUCAAGACAAGAGAUAACCAGGGAGGGAAUACGUUGCUUAGUAGUUUCCGAAGAACGGGCGUUGCAGAUGUUGGAGAGGUUGGAGAUGUUGGAGAUGUUGUAGAGGUUGGAGAUGUUAGGGAGGUUGGAGAUGUUGUGGAG
Staurois parvus is the source of this 305-nucleotide messenger RNA. The record is from the annotation of a GenBank genome assembly. NCBI's taxonomy places the organism in Eukaryota, Metazoa, Chordata, Amphibia, Anura, Ranidae.